Molecule: messenger RNA, 872 nt
Organism: Telopea speciosissima
Lineage: Eukaryota; Viridiplantae; Streptophyta; Magnoliopsida; Proteales; Proteaceae
Product: ubiquitin carboxyl-terminal hydrolase 3-like
Exons: 9
Coding region: 91-813 (240 amino acids)
Biological process (GO): ubiquitin-dependent protein catabolic process; protein deubiquitination
Cellular component (GO): cytoplasm
Molecular function (GO): cysteine-type deubiquitinase activity
Source: RefSeq, a predicted model, not a curated record
UUUGGCGGUUGCCUUUUUCUUUUCCACUUCGCGUCAUUUUCACUGCUGGAACUUCCCGCUUCGUGUUCUCUUCCUUCUUAGAAGAGAAUCAUGGCUGCUCCAAACGAAAUUCCUUCCACUAAGAAAUGGCUGCCUCUCGAAGCUAACCCUGAUAUCAUGAACCAGUUUCUAAGGGGCCUAGGUCUGCCAGUGGAUGAAGCAGAGUUCUAUGACGUGUAUGGUUUGGAUGAUGAACUCUUGGAAAUGGUUCCCAAGCCUGUGCUUGCUGUGCUUUUUCUUUAUCCCCUUACUGCUGAGACUGAAGCAGAGAGAUUGUCAGAGAAAGAGAGUUUGAAGAAGGAACCAAGUGAAAAAGUUUAUUACAUGAAACAAACCGUGGGUAAUGCUUGUGGAACUAUUGGACUUCUUCAUGCAAUAGGAAAUGUCUCUUCAGAGAUUAGGCCUUGCGAGGAUUCGUACCUUGAUAGAUUCUUUAAAUCAACUGCUCACAUGGAUCCAAUGGAGCGUGCUUUAUUUCUUGAGAAAGACACGGAAAUGGAGGAUGCACAUUUAGUAGCAGCUAGUGCUGGUGAUACUGAGGCUCCUGAUAUCAAUACAAGUGUGGACACUCAUUUCAUUUGCUUAUCAUGUGUGGAUGGAGAACUUUAUGAGCUUGAUGGAAGAAAGUCGCAACCAAUAUCACAUGGUCCUUCUUCACCCAGCAGCUUGUUGCAGGAUGCGGCAAAAGUCAUAAAAGGAAUGAUCCAAAAGAACCCCAAUUCAAUAAAUUUCAAUGUUAUUGCACUCUCGAGGAAGAGUGCUGGAGCAUUGUAAAGCUUUGUUUCCUUGCAUCUACACCUCAAUAUGUUUCUUCUAGCCUUUUAUUUUUUUAC